AUGAUGUCAUCUAAAAGUGAAUUAACAAAAACUAUUGAAAAUCAGCAAUCGCGAAUAACACGUCUUGAACAACGUUUGGGAGAUGUUGUUUCUGCUUAUAAAAAUUUACAAAAAGAAAAAGAAGCUCUCGAAUCUACUGUACGAGUUUUAUCAUCUACAACAUCAAAUGUAGAAAAGCCUAAUACAGAAACAGAAACAAAUUUAAAUACACAAGAAAAUGCAGAAUCUGGUAAUGAAACAGAAACUACUCAUACAGCAUCAAGUGAACAUUCAACAAUACAAGAUAAACUUCAAACACUACAACAAAAUGUUACUAUUAUUACCGAACAAAAAAAUCGUAUGGAACAAAUGUUUCAAUCAGACAAACGUAAACUUAAGACUGAAAAUGAAGAAUUGAAAAAAUUACUUGAAGAAACAAAAGCAGAAAAUAUUAUUAUUAAAGAAAAAUCUGAUCAUGAAAUUAAAGAGUUAAAAAAACAAUUGCGUCAAUCUCAACGUGAUCAUGAACGUGAAACAGCUGAUCAUAACGUUAUGGUACGGGAAUUACAAACGAUUCUUUCAACUGAACGCAAUAAAUCAGAAACUAUGGAACAUCAAUAUGAUGAAUGUCGAGCAAAAGUUGUUACAUUAGAAAGUCAAUAUGAUACGUUGAAAAAGCAAUAUAAUAAUUUAAAUACACAAUAUCAAACAAAAGUAAAUGAAUUAAAAGAAAAAGAUUCGAUUGAUGUUGAAGAAUUAAAACGUUCAAAAGAAAAAGCUGUUGAAUUAACGACCAAAAUAAAAGAUUUAGAAGCUAAAUAUACUGAACAAUUACGUGUAGAAUCAAAACGUAAUCAACAAUUAGAAAAAAAAUUAACUGAUAAUACAACUGAAUAUGCUCAAAGAACGUCAACAAAUGAAACACAUAUUGCAGAAUUAUCUGAACAAAUUGGUGUUAUUGAAAAACAACGUGCACAAGAUCAAAUGGCUAUUCAACGUUUAAAAGAACGUAUAGCUCAACUUGAUGUUGAAAAUUCUCUCUUAACCAAAGCUUCAUCAGCAUCCAUCGAACAAGAUGAUAUUGGUGGAACAAAUGAUGAUAGUGAUAAUCAUCAUGAUUUAGAUACAUUAUUAAAACAUAUUUCUAAACUAAAAGUUUUAAUACGUGUUGCAAAUGAUCGUUUUGGUAAAUCUCUAACAAUUGAAGAUGUUCUUAAUAUUGAUCGUGAAAUAUCAUCUGGUGCAAUAAAUGGAUCAAAUUUAUCUUCAGAAAAUAAUAAAAUCUUGCAUAUUAAAUGCCAUGAAGAAAUUGAUCGACUUAAAGGUGAAUUAGAAAAUUAUCGAAAUAAAACUGUUGCAGCAUUUAAAGCAAAGGCAUUCAAGGAUACAAGUUCAACAAAAGAAAUCGAUGAUUUACGUAAUCAAAUUGAUCAAUUACGUGAAAAAUUAGUUAAUAGUCAAUCAUUAUAUAAUUCUGAAACUGAUCGACAUACCCAAGUUGUUGAAAAACUUGAAUCAUGUUUAACAGCUAUUCGUGAACAACAUCGUCAAGAAACUGAACAAAUUUUAACAAAAAAACGUGGUGAAUUAAAUGAACUUGAAUGUGAAUUAGAAAAACAACGUGAACGUACAGUACGUUUAUUAAAUGAAAAAGAUCGAGAACUAGAAACAUUACGAAAACAAAUAGAUAAUUCUCCAAUAAUUGAUAAACAAGUAUCUCAUACAUCAUCAAUAUCUGAUUUAAAAGAAACUAAUGAACCAACAACAAUUAUGACGGAAUUAUUUCCUCAACAUCUUUCAACAUCAACAAAUGGUGGACCCAUAAGUCCUUUGAAUUCUGAUUAUAAUUAUCUUGUAUAUUUUAACGAGAAACAACAAUUACUUGAACAAGAAUUAAGUACAUUAAAAAAAGAACGUCGUGAAUUUGACUCAACAAUAAGAGAGUUACAACAAAAAUAUUCAUAUGAAAUAAGUCAACUGCAAAUUUCAAAUGAACAAUUAACUGAAGAUUUAGAACAUAUUAAAUUAAGUACGCAAAGAAAUGAAAAUUUAACAAAAAAUGAACAUAAUAUUGACUAUAUAAAAAAUGUUUUUUAUCAUUAUUUACUUUCUAAUGAUACGCAAGUUAAACAUACAAUGGCGAACGCCUUAAUGACCAUUUUACAUUUUUCAUCAAAAGAAAAAGCGAAAAUCGAAAAUCAAAAACCUAAUAAUAGUUUGGCAACUGGUGGUGAACCAAAAUUCAACAAAUGGAAACAAGAUGCCAUCACUAUGGCUGGUGGAAACGAACAAGGACAACAAUUAAAUCAACUCCACGGCCCUCACGGAAUCUUUAUUGACAGAAAGAAGAAUAUUUUCAUUGCUGAUUUUAAUAAUCAUCGUAUUAUUGAAUGGAAAAACAAUGCAAAAGUAGGAAAAAUCAUUGCAGGUGGAAAUGGGCAAGGAAAUCGUAUGGAUCAAUUGUAUUAUCCAACAGAUUUAAUUAUUGAUCAACAAAAUCAUUCGAUCAUCAUUGCAGAUACUGAGAACAAACGGGUGGUUCAAUGGGUGAAUCAAAAUCAACAAAUUCUCAUUCACAAUAUCGAUUGUGUGGGUUUAGCAAUGGAUAAACAUGGAUUUCUUUAUGUUUCUAAUUGGAAGAAGAAUGAAGUGAGACGAUGGAAAAUGGGUGAAUACAACAACGAAGGAAUUAUAGUAGCAGGUGGAAAUGGACAAGGAGAUCAACUGAAUCAACUUAAUUUUCCUCCCUAUAUCUUUGUUGAUGAACAUCAAUCUGUUUAUGUAUCAGAUUUGUUCAAUCAUCGUGUAAUGAAAUGGAGAAAAGAUGCAAAAGAAGGAAGAAUUGUUGCUGGCGGAAAUGAUAAAGGAGAAAAAUUGAAUCAAUUAUCUUCACCUCAAGGAGUAACUGUUGAUCAUUUUGGUCAAAUCUAUGUAGUUGAUGGUGGGAAUCAUCGAGUAAUGCGUUGGUGUGAAGGAAAAGAAGAAGGUGAAAUUGUUAUUGGUGGAAAUGGUGAAGGAAAUCAAUCAAAUCAAUUGAAUGGCCCCCGUGGUUUAUCUUUUGAUGAUGAAGGAAAUCUUUAUGUUGCUGAUUAUGAUAAUCAUCGACUUCAAAAAUUUGAAAUAACUUCGAAUACAGGUGCAAUUAUACGAUCAAUAUUAUUAGAAGAACCAAAUUCAUCAUGUAUGCAAUGUAGUGAUAUUGAACAACCAGUACGUGUUUGA
This is a messenger RNA of Adineta steineri, 3201 nucleotides long. Lineage: Eukaryota; Metazoa; Rotifera; Eurotatoria; Adinetida; Adinetidae. The record is from the annotation of a GenBank genome assembly.